AUGGCAGCUGUGAAUCAAGAUGAAGUCCGCGCGCUCGAUCGUGUUCGCCAGCGCCUUCAAACAUUUGCCAAUACCCUUGGUGCUCUCCGCCAAGAUCUUGAGAAGAGUGACCGGAUACCGCCAUGGCCGAUCCUCUCCGAUCAAAUCCAAACCGCAACCCGCACCCUCAGCACCCUCCAAGAAACCCUCUCCGAAAACUCCGCCUUCCUGGCCCGCGCCCACGCAUAUCCCCUGCCCUCCUUCCCCGGCCGCACCCAAGAAGGCCUGCUCCAGCAACUGCUGCGCAAGAAGCUCGACCCCAGCAUCGAAGACGCGAUCGCAGAUGCCAGGAAAGAAGCUGCUCGCUUCAUCGAUGGGGUUGAUGGGGUUGAUGGUGGGGUCAGUGGAGGGACGAGCAGUGCAGACGGGAAUGAGGGGGGCAAGCUGGGCGAGCACGACCUCUCGGAAAUCUGGCUCUGGGCUGGCCCCGGCGAAUCCGAGAUCGCGCACUCGAUCUUCUCCGGUCCUGAACUCAUGGACGAGGACGACGACGAAGACGAUUCAGGGGACGAGGAUGACGAGGUGGAGAGUGCGGCUGCGACGCCGGCGGGCAGGGCAAGGGAGCCGGCUGCGGGCAAUCAGGCGCCGAAUAUGGAGCUGUUUCUCAGGUUCAUGAGUACGGGGAGAGAUCCGGAGGUCAUUGCGAGGGAUUUGCAGAGGGAGAGGGAGGUGCAGAGGAUGGUGGCUGGGAAGGGGAGAAGUGCGGAUGUGGCGGGACGGCCGUAG
Messenger RNA from Coniosporium apollinis CBS 100218, 765 nucleotides. RefSeq lists its product as uncharacterized. NCBI's taxonomy places the organism in Eukaryota, Fungi, Ascomycota, Dothideomycetes. Gene Ontology annotation, cellular component: mediator complex; core mediator complex. The record is from RefSeq and is a predicted model, not a curated record. The transcript has 2 exons. Gene Ontology annotation, molecular function: transcription coregulator activity; RNA polymerase II cis-regulatory region sequence-specific DNA binding. The coding region runs from base 1 to 765 and encodes 254 amino acids. Gene Ontology annotation, biological process: regulation of transcription by RNA polymerase II.